Messenger RNA from Penicillium oxalicum, 435 nucleotides. RefSeq names its product resistance to Congo red protein. Gene Ontology annotation, biological process: vesicle-mediated transport. The transcript has 3 exons. Gene Ontology annotation, cellular component: intracellular membrane-bounded organelle. The record is from RefSeq and is a predicted model, not a curated record. Lineage: Eukaryota; Fungi; Ascomycota; Eurotiomycetes; Eurotiales; Aspergillaceae. The coding region runs from base 1 to 435 and encodes 144 amino acids.
AUGGCCGUCCUUUCACGACGUUAUUGCGGUUUUUAUGAUGAUUGCGGCGGGCAUUCCGACUGGGAUAGCUGGGGUCGUUGGGUAGCGUUUGCAGUCAUCGUCUUCUGUGCUUUCAUCUUGUUCCUCGGAUUUUCUUGUCUCAACGCCCGUCGACGUCGUCGUCAUGGCCUCCGCCCUAUCACGGGAACGGGAUGGAUGGCGCCUCCUCCUGGACCUCCUCCCCCUCAUCAACCGGUCUACUACGGGAACCAGAACGACUACUACGGCUCGCCACCACCCCCUCAAUACUCGGCAAACCCCCAAAACUACGGCUACUUUGGCGCCCAGAACCCCGGACAACAGCAGAAUGGCAUCGAGCUACAACAGCCCGCUGCUGCUCACGCAGCAAGCCGGGCUUACAGUCCGCCUCCAGGCCCCCCUCCCUCAAAGGUCUAA